Messenger RNA from Strigops habroptila (Kakapo), 2362 nucleotides. It is a transcript of the gene RLIG1, whose product is annotated as chromosome 3 C12orf29 homolog. NCBI's taxonomy places the organism in Eukaryota, Metazoa, Chordata, Aves, Psittaciformes, Psittacidae. The record is from RefSeq and is a predicted model, not a curated record. The coding region runs from base 63 to 1037 and encodes 324 amino acids. Gene Ontology annotation, molecular function: RNA ligase (ATP) activity. Gene Ontology annotation, biological process: response to reactive oxygen species. The transcript has 7 exons.
CCCGCGGCGCAGGCGCAUUGUGGGCUCGGAGCGGGGACGCCGGCGGGAGCGGGGCCGGGGCCAUGAGUCGGCGGGGCUCGGUGCAGCGGAAGGUGCCGUGUCUGUUCGUGACCGAGGUGAAGGAGGAGCCGUCGGCCAAGCGGGAGCGGCAGCCCUUUAAAGUUUUGGCAACUGAAACUAUAACUGCAAAGGCGAUAGAGGCAGAUAUAUACAGUGCAGUUCCUACUGAAAAGGUGGAUGGAACCUGCUGUUAUGUAACUACUUACAAAGGGCAACCCUAUCUAUGGGCUAGGCUGGAUCGUAAACCUAACAAACAAGCUGAGAAAAAGUUUAAACGAUUCUUGUAUUCAUUGGAAGAUUGCAAAGAAUUCGUUUGGAACAUUGAAGAGGAUUUCAAGCCUGUUCCAGAUACCUGGAUUCCAGCAAAGGACAUAGAGUUCUCUAAUGGCAGUCCCUUGCCUGAUGAAAACGGCCAUAUGCCAGGUUGGGUGCCUGUGGAGAAAAAUAGUAAGCAGUAUUGCUGGCACUCAUCUGUUGUAAAUUAUGAGGCUGAAGUAGCGCUGGUAUUGAAACACCAUGCUGACCCAGGGCUUCUGGAAAUCAGCCCCGUGCCAUUAUCAGAAAUUUUAGAACAAACAUUGGAGCUUAUUGGGACUAAUAUUAAUGCAAAUCCAUAUGGAUUAGGAAGCAAGAAGCAGCCUCUACAUCUUCUGGUGCCACAUGGAGCAUUUGAAAUAAAGAAUCCGCCUCCUUUGAAACAAAAUGACAUACUGUCUUGGUUUGAAGGCUGCAGUGAGGGUAAAGUGGAAGGAAUUGUGUGGCACUGCAAUGAUGGGUGUUUAAUCAAGCUCCACCGCCAUCAUCUUGGCUUAUGCUGGCCACUUGCAGAGACAUACCUGAAUUCUCAGCCUGUUGUAAUUUCUUUUAAUAGAGCUAAAUAUGACUGUGACUUUGAACCAAAGAGUUUGUUUCACCAUUUUUCAAACUUGGAUGGUCAAAGAUUUGACAGACUCAAGGAUAUCAAGUUUGAUGCUUGAAAUGAUUUUUACGAGUUAAUUGUAUGCGCUGCAUUCCUUUUACUUGUGUCUACCACAGAACUCUUUACAAAUAAUCUCCUAUCUCAGGCAACAGCCUAGGUACUGUACAAUAUUAAGUUUUUCCUAAAUGACUGAUUUUAUGUAACGAGAGAUCCAACAUCCAGAGCAGAGAUCUAGCUUUUAGCAUGUUCAUUUUCAGUUUGGAAAAAUCCUUAACUUUUGAAUCCGUUUCUGGAAACUGUUAUAAUUAAGUGCAAGCAGCAUGCUGUCUAACACUGGCUGGUCCUAAUAACUUCGCUAAUGAGUGCAAUCAAUUGUAAAAGUUCCCUAGGUUGCACUUCUAUAAAUAUUAUGAUGACACUGUUGUAUGUAGGAUCUUGUUGUUUCUUAACAGUAAAGGAUGUAUUUCAGGUGAGACCAUAAAAUUGCCUUUUUUUGUUUUUUUCUAAGUUGUAACAAUUUCUUUUGGGGGAAAACUUUUCACUGGUAUUAUUUAACUGGUAAGCUGCAGCAUUAUACUGUUACUCAAAAACCUCCUUAAGCUAUAUGCUACAGGUACUUCCACUAUUUUGAGACAAAAAGAGUAAAAGUAAGUAUACUAGUUCUAUUUUGGAGAUCCUUAGUAAUUUGAGAUAUGACUUGGCUUAACAAUACCUAUUUUCAGCCUGCAUCUCAAUUAGGAAACUUCAUCAAGGGCAUAUUAAGUAAGAGGGCAUAUAAGUAAUAAAGUGUGAGACUCCAUGAUCGUUUUGAGUUGGCUUUAUUUUAUCUAUGCUAUAAAAGUAUACAUCCAGCUAUAUAAAAUAUACAAAAUGAAAAAUUAUUUAAAUACCAAAACACCAUUAGAUUGGUUGAAAUACUACUGUAACUUUAUUUUCAAUUCUUUGUUCUUGGAUUUUCUAAAAUUGAGGUAAAAAUAAUCAGGGAUGUAAGAACAGACAUCCAGCACACUGACCUUGAGUCCACAGUUAAGAAGUAUGAUAGCACGAGAGAGCAGGAAUGAAUUACAUGUUUUUAUUUAUCUGGAACUUGGCAUACUUAGCACAUUUUAAGAGUUUCUUGACUUAUAGGAUAAGUCCAAGGUUUCAACUUCACCUGACCACCUGUGUAUUACCCCAGUUACUGUUCUGAAUUAACAUCUAGUACUGCAAAGGGGUUGGGAGAGGUAAAACUCAUUUUUGACUGGUGUAUAUAAAUACUGACCAUAAUCUGUUGACUAAUCCAAUUCUGUGCUCUUUGGUACAUGCCAAACUAUUGUAACUUUAAUAGACUUGUAUUAUUCCAAGAUAAAAACCAGACAAAAUAAAUCAGUAUUAUGUAACUAA